AUGUCUCGUGCAAGUACUUCCGCUGCGCGCCAGCUCACUCCCACGGAAGAGCUAGAAAAACUUGAGCAACAAAUUACAUUGACCCUCCAAGGCUUGUUAUGCUGUUUCCAGUUGCCAUUUUGGAAACAAUUCUUUGAAGCCAGUGCAAAUGUGUCCUUAUCCGGCGUAGAAGAGCGACAGGAUGAUGAAGAUCUUUCAUACGGCCAGUCCAAUCUGGAAGCAAGCACAUAUGCGGAAUCAUCGCGACCCGCUGACGAGACUCUCCAUGAGAGUCGGUCCUAUGAUCAGACACACGAUUCUUUACUCGACGAUGGGGACAUAAGUGGAAGUACACCUAGGGCUCCUCGUCCCAAGAGCGCACUCGGAGACUCUCCAAGAUAUACAGGCUUCUCAUCGCCAUAUGAAAAAUCAAAGCAGGAGUUAGAUGGACCGCAAGAGCCAGACGAUGAUACUCGACUACAGCCAACUACUCCGGGUAUUCAGUCACGAACCGCGAAUAUUUCCGUGACGCCCAUGUCGUCCCCAUUCAACCCUACCACAUACCUCCAAUCACAGUCAAAAAGUCGCAUGAAUCAAGAUCCGCUCUUACACCGUGUGCUGGACAAGAAUUAUCGAAUACAGGCAACUCCUCAUAAGACUGCCCGUAAGCAGGAGAAAACUCCAAUCAACAAACCUUCAUGGAGAGAUGAUAAUUCUCCAAUGUCAUCACCGCCGGAAGCAGCGCCUCAACUCCACGCCGAAAUUUUCAGUUCGCCUAUUAGGAAGCAAUACAAUGCCCCCCGAACGCCUGGAGUAAGCGUGCAAACUCCCGCGAAAUCAAAAGCAAAGGAGGCGGCUCUGAAGCCACCUAAAAAGGAUGAGAUAAGCUGGGAGAGUGAUAGUGAUGAAGAUGCCGAAGGCGUUUAUCGAGAGCUCGGCAUGAGUCCCCCCAAAACCAUUCAAUUUAACUUACCACAGUCAAGAUUGCUACAAACACCAGCAAGAGAAGCAAGUAAGAUGAUUGUUCAAGACCUGCUACAAACAGCUGGAGCAGGUUUUGAUGAUUCAGAUGAACUCGACAGUCCAAGUAUGGUUCAUAUGAGAGAUAAUUUAGAUGAUAGCUUUUGA
Messenger RNA from Glarea lozoyensis ATCC 20868, 1107 nucleotides. RefSeq lists its product as uncharacterized. Gene Ontology annotation, biological process: attachment of spindle microtubules to kinetochore. Lineage: Eukaryota; Fungi; Ascomycota; Leotiomycetes; Helotiales; Helotiaceae. Gene Ontology annotation, cellular component: mitotic spindle; mitotic spindle pole body; DASH complex. The transcript has 3 exons. The record is from RefSeq and is a predicted model, not a curated record. The coding region runs from base 1 to 1107 and encodes 368 amino acids.